UUGGGCGGCGGUAGACGUGAAUUCCUGCCUGAUACUGUCAUUGACGAGGAAGGCACACCCGGGAGGAGAUCUGAUGGAAACAACUUAAUCGAGCAAUGGCAAAUUGAUAAAUUUUCUCGCAACGUUAGUUAUCAAUACGUCUGGAACCGAGAUCAGUUUAUGAGUGCUGUUGAAUCCCCACCAGAAUAUUUACUUGGAUUAUUUGAAGGCAGUCACAUGCAAUAUCACAUGCAAGCAAACAAGAGUACAGAACCAUCACUUGCUGAGCUAACGGAGGGUGCAAUUAAAGCUUUAAGUCGAAACGAAAAGGGUUUCUUUUUAUUUGUAGAAGGUGGACGCAUUGAUCACGCUCAUCACGAUAAUCUGGUACAUCUCGCAUUGGAUGAAACCAUAGAGCUGAGUGCAGCAGUGGCCCGUGCAGCGGAAUUGUUGUCGGAGGAAGAUUCUCUAAUAGUAGUGACGUCAGACCACGCACAUGUAAUGAGUUUCAAUGGAUAUACUCACCGUGGUGGAGACAUCCUUGGGCCUUCUGAUGACUUAGGAGACGACGGAAUACCUUAUAUGACUCUAUCGUAUAGUAAUGGUCCUGGGUACCGCCCACACAGCAACGGUGGUGUUCGUGAAGAUGUUACCAAGUACGAUUACCAUGACAUAGACUUCGUGGCACCAGCGGCCGUACCACUGGAGUCGGAAACACACGGCGGUGAUGACGUGGCGGUGUUCGCGCGCGGGCCGCAGCACCAGAUGUUCUCGGGUCUGUACGAGCAGAGCCAGCUUCCGCACCUCAUGGCGUACGCGGCCUGCAUCGGCCCCGGCCUGCACGCAUGCGAUUAA
Parnassius apollo (apollo) is the source of this 834-nucleotide messenger RNA. The record is from the annotation of a GenBank genome assembly. NCBI's taxonomy places the organism in Eukaryota, Metazoa, Arthropoda, Insecta, Lepidoptera, Papilionidae.